CUUGAAUCCCAAUCAAACCAGAAGCCAUGCCCAACUGACGACCUACGGUUUGUGAGACCACACCUUCGACGUUGAGGGAUCUCUCCACUUCUAUCUAGUCCGCGACGGCUACGGCAACUGGGACCGCUGGCAAACAUCUUUUUCCACCGCCCCACGAAACCUAAUUUCGGAGAACCCCUCGACUGCGGCGAUCAAUCACUGCACAAUCAAGGAAGGGAAGAAGAGACAGGGACUCCCGGAUUUAUUGCUCACUGUGCCCGCCAAGGAUCGAUAAUUGCCAAUAUCCGAACUUUGUCUCCAAUUUCCAUGAUCUUCUGAAGUCGUCUCCUUACUAGUGGGGGGAAUUUAUCGCUAUCACGUCAACGCCGCCUCAUCGCACAAUAAGUCUCGUUUCGCACAUUGUUAUGACCCUUGGGCCUAUCAGACAGACUCGUUCGCUUGUUUCUUGGCCUCUAAGGGUACUCCAGUCUUGCCUUCAUUGAACAAGGCUCCUAAUCUCCUAGAUCGGGGGAUUCCUGUGCGAAAGCGACUUGGGCCGGGACAUAGUGUCAGCUGGUGCAAGUUGUCAGAGGCCUAUCUCUUUACGAGAUCACCCCAGAACGGUUUUUACCGGUAGCUCGGCAACGUGUCGAGAGAGACAGGUUCGGCGUUGGCCGACGGCCUAGACAGGCUGGAUCUGAGUCAACUGUCAGAAUCAACGCCCUCAUCAUCUGCGUCCGAUUCGUUCGAUAUGUCGUCAUCGGAAGGUGCCCCAGAGUCAUGGAUCUCCUCCUUUUGCUCCCUCAUGGGCCAUGAGUUCUUUGCCGAGGUGUCGGAGGAUUUCAUCGAAGAUGACUUCAAUUUGACGGGACUGCAGUCACAGGUGCCGAUGUACAAGGAGGCAUUGGAGAUGAUUUUAGAUGUAGAACCAGAGGAGGAUGAGGACGAAGAGGAAGAGGAAGAGGAAGAAGAAGACGAGGAUGAAAUAUUAGGUGAUGAGAAGCCCCCCGGGUAUCGGCGAGCGGGUGACCGAAGGCAUACGCGGGUGGCCAGUGAUCUGAGCGUGAUAGAGAGCUCUGCUGAGCUGCUCUACGGUUUAAUUCAUCAGAGAUAUAUCACUUCUCGGCCGGGCAUACAGCAGAUGCUGGAAAAGUACGAGAUGCAGCAUUUUGGCGUCUGCCCCCGCGUCUACUGCAAUGGAUGCAAGGUUCUACCGGUUGGUCGGUCCGAUACUCCAGGCCAAGAGACGGUGAAGCUCUUUUGUCCGAGCUGUCAGGAUCUGUAUACGCCCCCAAACAGUCGAUUCCACUCUGUUGAUGGUGCCUUCUUUGGAACUACUUUUGGAUGCUUAUUUUUCAUGACAUUCCCUGAUUUGGACAUUGGUCCUCGGCUCGAUAGCUCUCUUGUAUCGCCGACACGGUCAUCUUCAGUAAAUAACCAGGUCUCUCCCGACGUUCCCCCUGCUCAUCAGCCGGUGGAGGUCAACGGAGUGCGGACGGCCAAUUUCUGCCCCGGACUUGGACUGGGCAAAAUCUACGAAUCACGGAUUUAUGGAUUCCGGGUUUCGGAGCGGUCCCGGACCGGGCCACGUAUGAAAUGGCUACGGAUGAAGCCCACGGAUGUUGAAGAACUCAAUGAGAUGGCUCGAUAUGAAGCAGCUCGUAGGGAAGCCGACAACGACGGCGAUACAGAAAUGGGCGCCGCUCCUGCAGGAGGAGCGCAGAACUCUGCGAUCGCAAAGAGGAAAAAGGCACCUAUGCGGAGACGGCGGUACAACCCUGAUCAAAUGAGCAUUAACGGCGCCGAGGCGGGAUAAACGAACAAAACAGCUAUCAUUAUUAAAACUCUUUUGGGCGGUGGGAAAGAAAUAUUUAGAAGGAAAUUAGUGUGGAAGUGAUGGAAGCGCGCAUGUUGACUUUUGUGGUUCUUUUCCUUUUUAUCACUACUACCUCGUGGCCCAUGGUCCUCUCAAACAUUAACUGAAGUUUUUUUCCCUUUCUUUUGUGUGUCUUCUUUUCGCCUAUCAUCCCACAACUCCCACCCAUUCCUUCCUUCAUCAACUAUUCAUGUAUGUCUUGUCUAUGUUCACUGAAUCAUGUCUCAUUUCUUUGACUGCAUCAAGGCGUCUUCGGGUCGACUUUUCCGUCUUCCUGGCGUACAGAUUCACGUUCGAGUACAGUACACAGAGCAAUCAUGGAAUUAAAACUUUGAAUGUUGAUGGCCCG
Molecule: messenger RNA, 2204 nt
Organism: Aspergillus caelatus
Lineage: Eukaryota; Fungi; Ascomycota; Eurotiomycetes; Eurotiales; Aspergillaceae
Product: casein kinase II subunit beta
Exons: 1
Coding region: 731-1795 (354 amino acids)
Cellular component (GO): cytoplasm; protein kinase CK2 complex
Molecular function (GO): protein kinase regulator activity
Source: RefSeq, a predicted model, not a curated record